AUGGACGGGUUUUUACAUUUUUUGGUGGUGGAAUUACGUGGAAUUCCUCCAGGCACUGAUGUUAAAGAUGCAUCUAAUCCUUUUAGGUUGGAAAAAUCAGAACUAAUGAGACAAUUGCAAUCGACAUUAAACCCACAUAAAUUGCAUGCUCCUGACCCUCCCCAAGAUGAUCCUCUCGAUUCAUCUUUAACAAUUCCACAAAACUUUCUUCCACAUAUGAGUCUCAUCCCCUAUUUACAUGAGAGAUUGAUGUAUUUUUCAGUCGUUUUAUGCAUCGAUGCCACAUUAUUCGAUUUAACUAUUGCUCCUUUACAAACACUUCAUUUGCUGAUUAAGUUGAUAUUUCAAAAAAAAAUCAAGCACUCGGAUGAAAUACAGAGUAAUUGCUAUGAGAAAAACCUAUUUAAUGAUGAAUAUAAUGAGGUUAUGGAUGUGUAUAAUUUAAAAGUUGAUAAAUUUGAUGGUGUUUCGCUGAGCUCAAAUAAUGAUGAUAACAUGCUGGACUCAAAACAAUCAUCAUUAUCUCCCUCAUUUUCAUCACCAAAAUCCAUUGUAUGUAGACGAAUCUUGCGAGAUGACAGUGAUUUAUAUUCCGAGUUCGUUGAAAUGUCUGAUUCGGAUCUAAAUACUGUGUUACCUAAAUGUCAGUUUGAUAAUUAUAUCGAAUGCUGUGGCAGUAAAGGUGUAAGUGACGACCCCUUCUCGUCACUACCUUUUAAAUCUUUCGUUGGUGAUGAAUUUUCGGAAUGUAAUUUAACCGAUUUCUCUCACAUGCCUUUUACAGAUUUGAUAAAGGAUGGCGUCAGUAAAUUAAAAUGUUCAAAAUUGGAUUCUAUUAAAGAUGAAUUUAAGCAUGCUAUUUCAUUUGAAAAAUUAAGAAACAAUAUUUCAAACACAAAUGUGGAACAUGGCAUGUCGAAGUUAUAUGGUUUAUCUGAAUUUUUCAAUUGUCAACCAUCCAUCCCUGAACGUAUUGGUGCAGUGCGAUUCUUCGUAAUAAUUUUAUCAUUUCUAAUGUUUUCGAGAAUAGAUACAUCAAGAGUAUAUCAUUACAUUCGUGGGCAGCCAUUCAUCAAACUAUACGUCAUUUUCAACAUGUUAGAGAUGUUUGAGAGGCUAUGUAGAACACUGGGUAGAGAUUUAUUUGAUCUCCUAUCAAAAUCUAUGCUGCAGUGUUUGGAAACUAGCAAUAGCAAGAAGCAACGUGACUCAAAUAAAUUGUCCAAACAAACUAUUAGUUACUAUUUCAGUAAAGACAAUCACUCAGAUGCUAAUUUUAAUCUUGAUGAAGUAGAAAGCGCGACUGAAAGUGAUACCUAUAAAUGGGUAAGAUUUGGAUUGAUAUUUUUCUUAGUAACAUUACACUCGCUUAUUCACACUUUUAUGCAUCUAAUCAGAGUUAUGAGUUUAAACAUUGCAAUCAACUCUUCUGAGGCUGUGAUGUUUUUGCUGCUUGUUACGAAUAAUUUUUCCGAACUAAAAUCGUCGGUUUUUAAAAAAUAUUCAAACGUGUCACUAUUCAUGAUUGCAGCAUCGGAUUCUGUGGAAAGGUUUCACUUUUUUAGUGAUGCUUUUCUCGUUUUCCUUAAAAUGUCCACUAGUUAUAGAAAAUUCAAGAAUUCGUAUUUUAGCGUAUCAACUUGGCUGAUAUCAGUAUUUCUGGUGGAAAUAAUAGUUGACUGGUGUAAAUUAAUCUUCAUGGUAAAGUUCAAUCGCAUUAACUCCCAAACGAUCUAUCGCUACCACGAGACACUGGUCGCUGAUACUUUGUUGAGUAGAGUGACGGAACGGGCAAAUGAUCUGAUCUCAUUCAAUUUCUUUGUCCCUUGCAAGUCAGUAUUCAAUUACUCGCACAUACCGUCGAGGAGGCUCAACUUUUCAUCCAUCCCCUUUGUCAUUUUGGUGCUUUGCUCACUACCUAAAAUUUCAUUUAACAUUUGGGGGAUAAUCAUCGUGGCAGAAAUUUGGUUUACCAUAAUUUUGGCCAAAAUAUUAACAUCAAUAUUAUUGGUGGCUUUUGUAAUAAAGAAGAAGGCAUCUCUCAAACAAUUGUACCCACCUUUUGAUAAGGUAGACUCGACCUAA
Molecule: messenger RNA, 2085 nt
Organism: Babesia microti strain RI
Lineage: Eukaryota; Apicomplexa; Aconoidasida; Piroplasmida; Babesiidae
Product: Protein TAPT1 homolog
Exons: 5
Coding region: 1-2085 (694 amino acids)
Biological process (GO): maintenance of protein localization in endoplasmic reticulum
Cellular component (GO): endoplasmic reticulum membrane
Source: RefSeq, a predicted model, not a curated record